This is a messenger RNA of Cantharellus anzutake, 1326 nucleotides long. RefSeq lists its product as uncharacterized. The record is from RefSeq and is a predicted model, not a curated record. Gene Ontology annotation, molecular function: coenzyme A diphosphatase activity. The transcript is spliced from 7 exons. The coding region runs from base 1 to 1326 and encodes 441 amino acids. NCBI's taxonomy places the organism in Eukaryota, Fungi, Basidiomycota, Agaricomycetes, Cantharellales, Hydnaceae.
AUGGGAAAUGACCCUUCCUUUGUGAUAGAGACCAAAUCCCCAGCUCCUCUGCAAGCUUCACCCACAGUCGAGCUCCUUUCACUCGCUGUACACAGAAUCUGUACCACACCCCCAAGGCUUAUUGCUUCGCCUCCAACUCAGCCGCGACGUGCAGCCGUUUCCCUCGUUAUGAGGAUUCGCCCACCCGAGGGGUAUCCCCUCCCGGAACAAUCGGCAUACGAAGUUCCCUCUUUGGAGAAGUUCUUCGAGCAAGAUUGGGCUCGACAUCCCGAAGCACGCGCGGAAUUACUGUUCAUUCGACGAGAUAAGAGCAAGCAGAAUUUCAAGGACGUUAGGGGUGCCGGUGCCGGUGCCUCAACGAAUGGUGCAUCGGCGCAUGUUGCAUUUCCUGGUGGUCGGACAGAAGAAAGCGACGAAGGGGCUUUGUAUACCGCUAUGCGACAGACCUGGGAAGAGAUAGGUUUAGACCUCGCCGAGAAAGAAUUCACUUGCGUCGGGCAAUUGGAUGACCGUGAAAUAACCACUUCGUUGGGCAAACGCUUGCUCAUGAUCCUCAGUCCAUUCGUAUUCCUCUACCUAUCGCCAUACGAGAUGACCAUCGAACCUCCAGAGGAGGAAUCCGAUGUGACGCUGCAUUGGGUUCCUCUUUCUGCUCUCCUCUCUCCCUUACCAAAAUGGUCUUUCGUAACCGUCGAUAUCUCGUCACGGCUCGCUCCUCGUCAUAACAUUCUUCGUAUACUCGUCCGUUGGCUCGUUGGUAACAUGAGAUUCCGAGCACUAGUCAUCACUGAGGAAGACAUCGAAGAACUGGAUGAUCUGCAUGUUAGUUCAAAGGCAUGGGAGAAGCGAAGGGAGAGAGAAGGAAGCCCGAAAGAGGAACUUAGACUGUGGGGUUUAACGCUCGGGAUGACGCUGGAUUUGAUCAGAUUUAUGUACCCUCGUCGAUCCGAACUACCACCCGGCGAUCCUUCAUCGAGUGAAUUCGAUGAGAUCGGAAACGUCGCGUUGAUGCCAUCGAUGGCGUCUGUCUUCCCUCGGUUUUCCAUUCCUGACGUGAAUUUCUGGAUAUGGGUAUUUGGACGAAGAUACCGUGCAGUCCUUAGAGCAUGGGAAGCUUCUGUCGUUCGUUCCCGAAUCACACCUGGGGGCUCAUCAACCGAACGUAGGAUCAACUGGUCAGGACAAGCUCUCUCGACGUUUUACGCGGCAGUACGAAAAGCUCUGAUCGUUGUUAUCGUGGGUCGUGCUCUCGGUUUACUCGCUGCUUUGUUUGGGCUUGGUUGGUGGCUGAGGAAGAGGUUUGACGGCUGGUUGGCGGAUGUGUAG